AUGUCUCGCACUGCCCCACCCGAUUCGGAAGCCACUGUCGCCACGUUAUUUGCAGGCCCCGGCAGCGCCUCUAAUUCCACCUCCUCGGUUAGUGAGAAUGUGGGAUUUCGAUUCGUUCUCGACCGCACGGUCCAAACACUCUCCAGUAACGGCGUCCCCGACUCUGGCUCCGUGUCGGGUCUGUUAUUCGUUCCGAGCCUCAGCCCGAAAGAUCCGUGCAAUAAAGAUCUCGCUUCGUUUAUCCCAUCCAAUGUGACGCGGCAUGAGGACGUUUCAGAAUUUGGAUACCCGGUCAUCGGACUCGCCCCAUGGGUAUCUGACGACUGCACUCAAAAGUUCUUAGCUGCCUCACGAGAUGCUGGCACAGCAGCUCUUGUUUUCUUCCAGCCAAACAAUAAUAAAACGGGACUCCCACCCCCUGCCUCAGACGAUAAUUGGAAGUUGAAAGACGAACGUUGGAGAAGCGACAACGAAUUCCCUGUCUACGCCAUUCCAGGACCUGCAGGUACAACUUUGAUGGGGGAACUGUCGUGGUUCUCCGACGGACAAUCCAAGAACUCAACUAAUAACCGAACUCGAACUACUCGGAGUCACGAGAGUGAUCGAUUGUUCACCAUGAUUGAUACGAAGCCUAGCCUCUGGAGCUUCGUGCUCGCAAUCCUGGGAACAAUAAUUGGACUUACUCUCGUCCUUCUUAUUCUGUAUCGAAUCAUUCAACGCAAACGACGAGAGAUGCUUCGUGAGCGCAUCAAUUCCGGGGAAGUCGACAUCGAGCAGUUGGCUUUGAAUCAGCUUAAGGUCCCGAAAGAAACCGUGGAGAAGAUGCCGAUGUACAUAUAUCUGGGCUUUACGGAAGAUCCAGAGGUAGAUGCCCCCAAAACUCCUGUGGAGACAGAGGCCACAGAGGUCGACUCGAGCAGCACCACCUCCACUCCAACUUUGACGGAAGGACGGCGAAGCACAGAAAGUGACGGUGGCAUCAGAAAGCCCGAACCAGCUGUGCUAAAGCCAGACGCCAAUGACUCAGAUGACUCAAGUUCGUCAAGGAAUCCCUUCCGGCUGAGCUAUACCCAAACAACCUGCGCCAUCUGCCUUGACGAUUUUGUUGCUGGGACUACAACAGUUCGGGAACUACCCUGCGGUCAUAUUUUUGACCCUGGGUGCAUUGAUGCAUAUCUCACAGAGACUAGCAGUCUGUGCCCUCUCUCGUCCCACACACAAUCCUCGCCCUCGACUUUGGUAAAGACUCCCUCUCGAACUUUUCUCAGUUGCGACAACGACAACCGACGACCCUGCUCAGCCGACAAGAUGGGUGCCCUCAAGUACGUCGAAGAGAUCCAGAAGAAGAAGCAGUCCGAUGUCAUUCGGUUCUUGCUCCGCGUUCGCUGCUGGGAGCUCCGCCAGCUGAACGCCAUCCACCGUGCUUCGCGCCCCUCCCGCCCCGACAAGGCUCGCCGUCUUGGAUACAAGGCCAAGCAGGGCUACGUCGUCUACCGCAUCCGUGUCCGCCGCGGUGGCCGUAAGCGCACUGCUCGCAAGGGUGCCACCUACGGCAAGCCCACCAACCAGGGUAUCAACCAGCUCAAGUACCAGCGUGCUCUGGCCGCUACCGCUGAGGAGCGUGUUGGCCGCCGCUGCGCCAACUUGCGUGUCCUGAACUCCUACUGGAUCAACCAGGACUCCACCUACAAGUACUUCGAGGUUAUCUGUGUCGACCCCCAGCACAAGGCCAUCCGCCGUGAUGCCCGCAUCAACUGGAUCUGCAACUCCGUCCACAAGCACCGUGAGGCUCGUGGUCUUACCGCUACCGGCAAGAAGUCCCGUGGUAUCAACAAGGGCCACCGUUACAACAACACCAAGGCCGGCCGCCGCCACACCUGGAAGCUCCAGAACACCCAGAGCUACUGGCGUUACCGUUAA
Messenger RNA from Penicillium waksmanii, 1920 nucleotides. Its product is annotated as 60S ribosomal eL15 domain-containing protein. The coding region runs from base 1 to 1920 and encodes 639 amino acids. The transcript has 7 exons. Gene Ontology annotation, biological process: cytoplasmic translation. The record is from RefSeq and is a predicted model, not a curated record. Lineage: Eukaryota; Fungi; Ascomycota; Eurotiomycetes; Eurotiales; Aspergillaceae. Gene Ontology annotation, molecular function: RNA binding; structural constituent of ribosome. Gene Ontology annotation, cellular component: ribosome; cytosolic large ribosomal subunit.